Molecule: messenger RNA, 534 nt
Organism: Mycotypha africana
Lineage: Eukaryota; Fungi; Mucoromycota; Mucoromycetes; Mucorales; Mycotyphaceae
Exons: 1
Coding region: 1-534 (177 amino acids)
Source: RefSeq, a predicted model, not a curated record
AUGAAGGAGAAUUAUGGAGUUGACGUUCGCUGGGCAAAGAACAUGCUUGAUACAUUAUAUGAUGUAGGCAAUAUGACGGAUGUGCAUCAACAAGUCAUCCCUCUUCGCUUUGGAGCGUUGCCCGCCUCAGAUCCCGUAGGACACAUGAUUUUGAGGUCGCUGAGACUAGGGCUGGAAAACUAUAGGCUCUUUUACGAAAAGCAUCAAGACCUACGAAAAGACGUCGACUUUGACAUCGCGAUUGACACUAUGUUGCAAGAGGCCGUUGAUUACGAUUCUUAUAUGGAGUAUGUUUGUUGCUGGGCGAGAAAGCCACUGUUCGAAACGAUCGAUAUUGCACAAACAAAUGUCAGAAGAUACUCAAGUGGACUCCUUAUUCUCAAUAACAUUCACAAUCACUCUCACGAUGUCAACAAAAUGAUUUUGCAGGAUUUGAAUAACAAAGACGGCGACAAUUCUCAUGAUGGCGAUAUUAUACAUGAAGAGAAUGUAACUGAUAUAAAUCAAUUUGUCGAAGGCUUUUAUGAGGAUUAG